Molecule: messenger RNA, 2018 nt
Organism: Malus domestica (apple)
Lineage: Eukaryota; Viridiplantae; Streptophyta; Magnoliopsida; Rosales; Rosaceae
Source: RefSeq, a predicted model, not a curated record
CAAUUGUGCUGGUUGGAUCAGAGAUUUUUUCUGAAUUAUUGAACACCAAAAAAAUCAGAGUCGAAACAAAAAAUAAAAACAGAACACAGAAACUUACCGACAGUCACACAUAAACACAGAGAUAUUGAAACAGGAACUCCAACUACCAACCGUCCGAUUUCUCCCUCUUUUUUUUUUUUGUGGCAUUUCGUUCUCCUCCAAUGGCUUUCAGCACCUCAACUCACUCUUUCUUCAACUUCAAACUCUCCAGCAAAACUGCACCACCACUUCAUCAGCCAAAGAAGAAACCAGUGACCCUUCUCCUCAAUCCCCGUUUUGUCCCGCCCCUUCUCUCAUCUUGUAACCAAUGCUUCAGGGCCAACUCUGUCACUUUCUCAAACCCUUCUACCCCCAGGCAUGGAUUCAGUGUCAAGGUUGGAUCACAGCCAGAUUAUUCUUCAGGGGAUGAUGGUGCUCAAUCGUUUAUUCCUGAAGCAACCCAACAGGAGGAAUUUUCUUGGAAGUCUGUGAUUCUUCCCUUUGUGUUUCCGGCUUUGGGAGGUUUGUUGUUCGGAUACGACAUUGGUGCUACUUCUAGUGCUACCCUCUCUUUACAGUCGCCAGAGCUUAGUGGCACAGCUUGGUUUAAACUUUCAGCCAUCCAGCUUGGUCUUGUGGUUAGCGGUUCCCUAUAUGGAGCUCUUUUUGGUUCCCUCCUUGUGUACCCAAUUGCUGAUUUCCUUGGUGUGUACUCUGCUUUGCUUUUGCACUUCAUCAUGAGGUUUUGAGCUUGAUCAUUAUUUUUGUUAGUCUUAAAUUUUAAUUGGCUUAUGAAGGGAGGAGGAGGGAAAAUGGGGGAGAGGGGUACAAUUUAUUUAAUUUGAGCAAAAUAGUAGCAUUUAAGCUUAUUUGAUUAGUGAGGAUUAGAGUCAAUAAGGCGUCCUCUAUUUAUCUAUAUCUGAAAUCUGAAUUCAUUGAAUGAUGAAUGAGGUUGUAGUGAGAGAAAUUGAGAAAGUCAAGAAAAGACGGUCCAUACAGUAUGUUGUAUGUUUCGGGAUAUCUCAACAUCUUAAUUUCUGCUCUCAGGUUGCUGAAAGUUUGUCAUUUUACUUGCUACUUGAUUAUAAAAAUGUAAAACAAAAUCUGUUAGACGUUUUUCCAGGGUAAGGCAUAUGUUGCACAUGCAUGUAAAUGGUACAAAUUGUUUUGGUUUUAGACAAUAAGCUUUUGAGUUUUACAACCCUUGCAAGGGGAUUGUGAGUCCAACAAAUUUAGUGUUGGGGGAUACAGUUUGGUUCUCCUUAAUACAUAAUAUAACAAAGGCCUUGAAAUUUUCCUUCAAGGAAUAUGCAAAUGUUUUAUGCGCAUCUUGGCCUGCAGUUUGUAUGAAGGGGCAUUAGUGCAAGUUAUAUGCAUUGGUGCAUUUGAGGGUGUGAUUCCGUUCUUACCGCCUUUUUAGGUUUGAACAUAUGUGCUUGACAACUUAGCUACUCGAACAAGAACGGAACACUGUAGCUUAGCUAUAGUCAAAUCUUUGCCACUCAAUUUCACGCUAUUUACAACAAUGCCAGCCAAAUGGGGCUGGGUUGGGAGGGUAAUUCUCAAAAGUUUAGAGGGUAAUUUUGUUUGUAUGGUUUAGAACGGAUUGCAAUGGGUUAGGUGCGUGCGCUCUCCUCUCAUCUCUCACUCUUCCUGUUUCUGGAAAACCCACAAUCUUUCAUCUUCCUCUGCUUUUCCUCUCUCUGCGCUCCCCAUAUCUCUCCACAUGAAGCACACAAACCAAGUAGUGACGGUCGAAAGCCUCAAACAUGGCCGAGGCGAAACGGAGGUAUAGUGACGGUCGACAACCGCCUCCAGUGUCGAUGAAUUAGGCCGUCCGAAAGCAUCCUCGCUCCGAUUAUGGAAGUUAUUAAUUCUGCAUCACCGGUGACUCAAAACUUAAGCAGAGAAGUGGCUGACGGUCAACAUAAGCUCAUAGCUCUUGCAGCUGCACGAGGAAACUCAAGUGCAGUAAAUCCUCUGGUACCUUUGGGUGGUCU